Ilex paraguariensis (yerba mate) is the source of this 309-nucleotide messenger RNA. The record is from the annotation of a GenBank genome assembly. Lineage: Eukaryota; Viridiplantae; Streptophyta; Magnoliopsida; Aquifoliales; Aquifoliaceae.
AUGUGGCUGUUCGACUCUCCGGCGGCGGCUGCGGCGGAGCUUCCCGACCUCCGGAAGUACAGGCUUGCGUUUAUUGAUUUUGUUCAUGGAGUUCUUUCGCUGAUGGUGUUUGUGGCGGUGGCCCUAAGGGAUAAGAAUGUGGUGAGUUGCUUCUAUCCUAGACCUGGACAUGAAGCUCAGGAGGUAUUGGAUAUAGUUCCGAUCGGUAUUGGACUGAUUUGCAGCUUGUUGUUCGUGGUGUUUCCGACGAGAAGGCAUGGGAUUGGUUAUCCAGUCACGACGGACACAAGUGGAACGGACAAGGACUAA